AAGGGAAGCAACGAAGCAAGCUGUCAUUUAGCAAAAGCAGACCUAACAUCCAACACUACUGCUCUUCUUAGAGGGGGGGAAAAAAAAGACAGGACCUCACUCAUGUCUCCUGAGAGCUGCAGUCUUCAGUAUGUUAAAUUACUUUCAUCAUGUAUUUUCAGAUGCUUAUUGAUUUCGCAGUGGGAAGACUGAACGAGCGACCGCAGCAGCCUGAAAGCAGCAGUACACGCUCUGCACGUUAGCACUAUGCUGAAACAAUGGCUCAGCACAAGCACAUCUUUUCAUUAAGAUCAUUUUCGGGAGAGAUAUGUAGCACCUGCUUUCCUGUGGGCUUUGCUUACAAGUGAACAAGAUGAAGCAAUUAAGAGUGGCUCACAAAGGAUCCUUAAUCUUUGGCAGAGGACUCAUGCUGCCUAUCUCAACAGAAUGUGUUUCAUGUUCUUGCUGGACACCAACAUGCAGUCUGAGGCCAAUAUAACAGUCCGCGAUGAGAUUGACGACGUCAGCACCAACAUGUACAGACCACUGUCAUACCCACUCAGCUUCCAAAUUUCCCUUACCUGUUUCCUCAUGCUAGAAAUUGUUCUGGGCCUUGGAAGUAACCUCACCGUACUGGUUCUUUACUGCAUGAAAUCCAACCUGAUCAAUUCCGUCAGCAACAUUAUUACUAUGAAUCUUCAUGUGCUUGACGUGAUAAUAUGUGUAGGGUGUAUUCCUCUGACGGCUGUGAUCCUGUUGUUGCCACUCGAAAGCAAUAGUGCAUUGAUUUGCUGCUUCCAUGAAGCCUGUGUGUCCUUUGCCAGUGUCUCCACAGCUGUCAAUGUCUUUGCUAUCACAUUGGAUCGCUAUGACAUCUCAGUAAAACCUGCCAAUCGUAUUCUAACUAUGGGCCGUGCAUUCGCAUUGAUGACAUCGACGUGGAUAGUUUCUUUCCUAGCUUUUCUGAUUCCCUUCAUUGAAGUUAGCUUUUUUAGCUUUCAAAGUGAAAACACUUGGGAGAACAAAACACUUUUGUGUGUCAGCGCUAAUGAAUACCACACAGAACUUGGGAUGUAUUACCACCUACUGGUGCAGAUACCCAUCUUCUUUUUCACAAUUGUCGUGAUGUUAAUAACAUACAGCAAAAUACUCCAGGCUCUCAACAUUCGAAUUGGCACAAGGUUCUCAACAGGGCAAAAGAAGAAGGUACGCAAGAAAAAAACUAUUUCUCUGGCUACACAGCAUGAGACCACGGAUGUCUCACAAAGCAGUGGAGGUAGGAAUGUGGUGCUUGGUGUAAGGACUUCCGUAUCUGUGAUCAUUGCCCUCCGCCGAGCAGUCAAAAGGCACAGAGAAAGACGUGAAAGGCAAAAAAGAGUUUUCAGAAUGUCACUAUUGAUUAUUUCAACUUUUCUUUUUUGUUGGACGCCCAUUUCUAUAUUGAAUACAACUAUUUUAUGUCUAGGUCCAAGUGACCUGUUGGUAAAACUUAGACUUUGCUUUUUAGUCAUGGCCUAUGGAACUACCAUCUUCCACCCUCUGCUAUACGCAUUCACAAGGCAAAAAUUCCAAAAGGUUUUGAAAAGCAAAAUGAAAAAAAGGGUUGUUUCAAUUGUGGAAGCUGAUCCGAUGCCUAAUAAUGCUGUAAUCCAUAAUUCAUGGAUAGAACCCAAGAGGAGUAAACAAAUGGCAACUGAUGACAAUGAAGCUAGGCAGAAAUGUUUAUCACCGCAGGUUGUCACUGACUAGCUUAGUGUUGUGGCUUUUCUUCCUGAAGCAAAGACAGGUAUAAACAGGAGAAGAACACUGCCAACAAAGGAAUGUUUUUAUUUAUUUUUACAUUGAUUAUUACACUGUAUAUUUUCAAUACAUUGUACUUAGGAUAGAUGUUUGAUUUUCACACUACAGGUCAUUGGGCAUGGCAGUCUGUUCAUGUAAUGUGUAUAAAUUUGUUGAUAUUUUGUUCACAGAAAGACAUUUAUGUGUAACUCCUUUUAUAAGAAAAGAGAAAAAUUAAUGCAAAAUAAUAUAUAUAUAUAUAUCUUUUAAAAAAGUUAAGACAUUUGGA
Messenger RNA from Nanorana parkeri, 2047 nucleotides. RefSeq names its product G protein-coupled receptor 22 (gene GPR22). Gene Ontology annotation, cellular component: membrane. The record is from RefSeq and is a predicted model, not a curated record. Gene Ontology annotation, biological process: G protein-coupled receptor signaling pathway. Lineage: Eukaryota; Metazoa; Chordata; Amphibia; Anura; Dicroglossidae. The coding region runs from base 427 to 1728 and encodes 433 amino acids. The transcript is spliced from 2 exons. Gene Ontology annotation, molecular function: G protein-coupled receptor activity; peptide binding.